GCCAACAUAACCUUUAAAUUAUAAAAGGGGUAUAAUUCAAAAUGCCACCUCCAUUGCCAGCAAACCUAAACCAACCUCAAAAUGUACAACAAUUAUCAGCAAGUGGCGCCCAACAAAGUGGCCCACAAACAAGUCAAUUUCAUCAACAACAUGUUGCAGCGUUAGCACAACACCAUCAUCAGAAUGUUGGGGCUGGAAGUAGUACUGGUGCCCUAGGUGUAUCGGGAAGUGGGGGCAUACAACAAAUUACGGCCAGUAGUUCCUCAAUUCAGUCCGGUUCAAAUAUAAUCGGUGGUAUAAAUGUUUUACCACCAGGAGUUCAACAGCAGCAUCUUAAUGUUGCACAAAAGUUACAUGCUCAACAUCUUCAGCAGCAGCAACUCCAACAGCAACAUCAACAACAGCAACACCAGCAAAGUAUAAAUACAGCUUCGGCAGCGGGACUGGUGAUGUCAUCUGGCGGUGGUAUACCGUCUGAUACAUUGUUGACUACAGAAAUUAAUAAAUUUCGAAGUUAUGUUGUAAUGUUAGCUGAUCAUACAUCGAAAGAUGAUUCGAAAUUAAAAGCUGCUCAAGAACUGAAUGAAAGUUUUGAGAUAAUUUUACAAGCACCAGAUUAUCCAAAAUUUCUUGAUCAUUGUAUCAAAAAUUUCUUGAAAAUAUUAUCAGAAGGUGAACCAUUAUUUAUCAGUGAAUAUAACAUUCAACAGAUGAGAAAACUCUUAUUGGAAAUGAUACAUCGUUUUCCAACAAAUCAAGAUUUAAAACCACAUUUACCUGCCAUUUUAACAACAGUGUUACGUUUAUUAAACGUAGAAAAUGAGGAAAAUACGUUAGUAUGUUUACGUAUUAUCAUAGAAUUACAUAAAAUGUUUCGUCCACCGUAUAAUACGGAAACACAAAAAUUUUUACAAUAUGUUAAAUCAAUUUAUGCGGAACUACCAAAUCAUUUAAAUCGUAUUUUUGAACCACGUUCAACACUCAAAGUUAAGGAUUUAUCUGCGAUUAAUAUUGAGCAACAAUUAAAGGAUACGUUUACGUUAACGAUUAUACAAAGUGAAAUGAAGUCACAAGAUGGAACUUAUAAUUUGAUACCAAAAGGUACGAUGUCCUUAAAAGUAUUACAAGAAUUGCCGAUUAUAGUGGUUUUAUUUUUCCAAAUUUACAAGGAAAACGUUAAACAAGAUAUUCGAGAAUAUAUCACGUUAAUCAUGAAUACGAUUACGCUACAACCAAGCUUAGAACAAAGAAAAUCACCAUCUUUUAACAAAGAAGUAUUUGUUGAUUUUAUGGGUGCCCAAAUCAAAACUUUAAGUUUUAUUGCGUAUAUAAUACGAUCACAUCACGAAGAUGUUGCUGCCCAUUCUCAACAAAUGGUCCAUGGUAUCUUGGGUUUGUUGGAGCUUUGCCCACAAGAAGUUUGUCAUUUACGGAAGGAAUUAUUAAUUGCGAUCAGACAUAUUGUUGCAACCGAUUUAAAAAAAAAAUUUGUGCCACAUAUGGAACGAUUAUUUGAUGAAAAUAUUUUAUUGGGUAACGGAUGGACCGUACGUGAUACAUUACGUCCGUUAGCAUAUUCAACGCUGGCUGAUUUAGUACAUCAUGUCAGACAAGAUUUACCGUUAACGGAUUUAGCUCGAGCUGUGCAUCUGUUUGGUAAAAUCGUUCAUGAUCCUACAUUGAAUACAACAAUACAAACAAUGUCCUGUAAAUUAUUAUUAAAUUUAGUUGAUUGCAUUAAAAAUCAAUCAAAAGGUGAAAAAAAUGCUGUACAAUGUCGUGAAUUAUUAAUGCGGAUGCUUGAAAUAUUUGUAUUAAAAUUUAAAACGUUUGCGAAGCUACAAUUACCAAUUUUAAUCAAUAAAAGCAAACCAUUAAUGCAACAAAACUUGCAAAGCCAAGUUAGCGUAAAUAAUAUGACAGCCUAUCAACAACAACAAUUACAACAGCAACAACAAUCUCAGCAAUCUCAACAGUCAGAAAUAAAACAAGAGCCAGGUACAAACAAUGUUGACAUUAAACAAGAACCAGGUCAAGGAACAGCUCGUUUAGCAUCAACUUUAACAGCAUCGGCGACUGGAAAUGUACCACCUCCAAUUCAACAAGAGGCACAAGAAAAAUCAAAAUUCGGAUUCCCUCAACAACAAAUGUCGUAUAAUGUGGCUGAUUAUAGAAAUUUAGUAAAAACUUUGGUUUGUGGUGUUAAAACAAUCACCUGGGGAUGUUCAAGUAUUAAUAUAAACGAGCUGCCAAACGGCGAACAAGGUAAAGAUACUCUUGUCUUUAUUCGAUUGGUAAAAUGGGCGAUGAAAGCUUUGGAUAUAUAUCAAGUACAAUUGCCAAAUGUUGGUGUGCUAGCACAAUUUCAAGGUCGACAAAUGCAUAAUCGUAUGAUGUCUGGUCCAAAUCAAAAUGUUCGUACACAAGAGGAGAAAGAAGUUUUAGAACAUUUUAGUGGCGUUUUUUCAUUAAUGUCAACAAGUGUAUUUCGUGACGUGUUUUCCACCUGCAUAUCUUACAUGGUUGAACGUAUUCAUCAAAAUGUAGCACUCCAAACUAUUGCUAACACAUUUUUAGCUAAUCCUCCAACAAGUAGUGUAUUUGCCACAGUUCUGGUAGAAUAUUUACUCGAACGUAUGAACGAAAUGGGUUCACCUAUUGAUCGUUCGAACUUAUAUUUACGUUUGUUUAAAGUUUUAUUCGGUAGUGUUACUUUGUUCAAAGAGAAUGAACUCAUGCUAAAACCACAUUUACAUCAAAUUGUUAAUCGAUCCAUGGAACUUUCAACGAAUGCGAAAGAACCUUACAAUUAUUUUCUACUUUUACGUGCACUGUUUCGAUCAAUUGGUGGUGGGAGUCAUGAUUUAUUGUAUGAGGUUUUCUUACCGCUGUUACCAAAUUUACUAGAAGGGCUAAAUCGACUACAAAGUGGCCUUCAUAAACCACACAUGAAAGAUUUAUUUGUUGAAUUAUGUCUAACAGUUCCAGUCCGUUUAAGCUCUUUACUUCCAUAUUUACCAAUGUUGAUGGAUCCGUUGGUAUCAGCGCUGAAUGGAUCACAUACAUUAGUUAGUCAAGGUCUCCGUACAUUGGAAUUGUGUGUGGAUAAUUUACAGCCGGAAUUUUUGUACGAACAUAUCCAGCCGGUACGAGCUGAUUUAAUGCAAGCUUUAUGGCGUACACUGCGUAAUCCCGAUCAAGUGGCACAUGUUGCUUUUAGAGUGUUAGGUAAAUUUGGUGGGGGUAACCGUAAAAUGAUGAUUGAACCACAACGAUUGGAAUAUAACGAUCGUGAGAAUCCUGGACCGGCUAUUGUUGUUGAAUUUCAAGAUCAUGAACGGUCUAUUGAAUUCCCUGUUGAAAAGAUAAUCGAAACAGCUGUAAAUGCAUUAAAAUCCAGCACAACUGAUUCAUUUUACCAUAAACAAUGUUGGGAAGUGAUUCGAUGUUAUUUAGCGGCAAGCUUAAACUUAACAGAUCGUAAACAUACAAUGCUAGGAUUAUUCCUAUAUCCAAGUUUUGUUAACGAUCCCAUUGAUCAAACCACAAAUCCAAUUCCAUUAUAUAAGUGUCCUGAUCGAGUUGCGCGUAAAACACAUUUAACAGCCUUGACAGGAAUGUUUGUGGCAGCUGCUAUCAAAGAACUACGCCAAGAUGUUCAACCUCGAAUGGUAUCAUUAGUGACACAUUACACAAUGGUCGCUAUCGCUCAACAAGCGGGGCCAGCUCCAAUCAAAGGAAAAGUUACACCUUCAACAUUUUUAGAUCCACUAGUGUUAAUAGAUGCCCUUGCUGUAAUUAUGGCACACGAAGAGAAAGAACUAUGUAAACCUGGGUACUUGGCAUUAGGAUUGAUCCUUGAUACCGCUACAAAUAUAUUGGGAUCAAAGGAAAAAGCAUGUCAAUUACCCUUAAUGGAUUAUUUAAAAGAUCGUAUGUGUGCACUUUGCUACGAGCGUGCAUGGUACUCAAAAUUGGGCGGUUGUAUUGCAAUAAAAUUUUUAUUUGAACGUAUGUCCACUCGUUGGGUGUAUCAACAUUUGUAUACUUUCCUAAAAGCCUUAAUGUUUGUGAUGAUGGAUUUAACGGGGGAAGUCUCUAGUGGUGCUUUGGAUAUGGCGAAAUCUAAUUUACGAAAAAUGUUAACAAUAUGUAUAGCACCAGUUGAUCCAAAAAUUGUCACGUCAGAGCUGUUAACAGCCAGGGAGAAAGCGUUAUAUGAUGUUACAAGUGAGUUGUUGGGUUUGGUGACAAGUCCACAUACUUUGGUCCGUGAACAAGCUAUGUAUUGUAUUCGAGUAUUGGCUGGAUGUUGUGGGACAAAAGGAGUUGAUCCACAAUUUAGUUCAAGUAUUUUGGCGCCACAUAUUGAAGUACUUACUGAUAUUGUUCCACCAACAAAACAUCAGUUAAUUCUACAACCAGCUAACGCACAAAUUGGUUUAAUGGACGGCAACACCUUCUGUAUGAUGUUAACUCCUCGUCUAUUUACAUUCGAUCUAAAGAUUCCCACACAUAAAUCCUUCUUCGACGAGCUACUACUCUUGUUAUGUAAAUCUCAUGACGCCUUAACUAAAUUACAAUGUUAUAAAAAUAUAAGUAAUUUAGUUCUUGUGCGUAAAGCUGCACUUCGUUGCAUUUCAACUUAUCAUCGUUUACCAAAAGACAUAUCUGUGAAAAUUUUUCAAGUUUUAUAUGACGCCCUUGGAUGGGAAAAUAAUGAGCUACAAGAAACCGCUUAUGAGUGUAUGCAUAAAUUUAUAAACGGCUAUCAAAUUGAUAUUGAUUUAGUACGUCAAACAAUGCGUACACUUUUAAUUUCACUCGGCGAUAGUCGUAAUUUAACGUUAAACUUUGUGAAACGUUUAUCAUACCUCACGAAACUAUUCCCAGCAAUAUUUAACGAAAAACUAUGCGAGCAACUGUUACAACAUUUAAAACAAUUUUUAGAUAAUUUAAAAGAUGCGAAAAAAUUAACGAAAAAUGGUGAAAAUGAACAGAAAAUUGCGAUAAUUAUCUUAAUUUUUCAUCGUAUCACAUCGGCAAGUCCGAAAUUUAUUAGCAUCCUCUGUGAGUUAGUUUUGGAAACGGAAAAACAACUUUUAGUUGAAGCGUCAAGUGCUUUUCGGGAACCGUUAAUGAAAUUUUUAUUAAAACAUCCUGGUGAUACAUUGGAACUAUUUUUACAAGAUUAUCGUCUUAAAGAUCAACAAUGGAGUCGUUACUUAAUUUACUUAAUUAAACAUAAUGAUGGAAAAUCGUUUCGUGAUUAUUUACAAAAUUAUUGUGUGCCACGAUUAAUUCAAUUGCUUUUAAUAAUGCAAAAUAAUACGAAUCAGCAGCUAACGCUUCAAGAUAAAUACGAAUUACGACAUCAAUCGAUAAGAAUUAUUUCGCUCUUAAUUAAAUAUGACUCACAAUGGUUAUCGAAACAACCUCAAAUUAUUGAUGGACUCAAACAAAUAUGGUGUGAUGACGCAUAUCAAGAGUUACACACUAAAGUGGACACUGUCGACAUAACUCAUUGGAAACAACCAAAAUUAAUUGUAAAAAUACUACUCCAAUAUUUCCAACAUGAUCCACAACAAAUCGAACUAUUAUUUGAAUUAUUACGGGCAUUUUGUCACCGUUUUAUACCAGAUUUUCAAUUUUUACGAGAUUUCCUAGAAACGUGCGUUGCACAAAACUACACAAUUGAAUGGAAACGUCAAGCAUUCUUUAAAUUUGUCGAAGUUUUCAAAAAUGAUCAAGUUUCACAAGUUUUAAAGUGUCAUGUUGUUCAAUUAAUUUUGAUUCCAUGCUUCUCCGAUAGUGGAACGGAAAAUAUGAAUGCAUUAAUAGCUGGAACCGGAAAUAUUGUUGAUUCUCAACAGCCAAAUGUUGUAACGAUUUUUAUUUAUAAUAUUAUUGAAAAACAAUCGUUUAAUUUAGAAGAUUGUCUUCGAAUUGCACUCUUACAAUUCUCAUGCCUUCUGGUCGAACAAGCUUCACCACAUAUCCACGAUUCUAGUAGCAAUAAACAACAGGGAAAUAAACUCCGAAAAUUAAUGACCUUCGCUUGGCCCUGUUUGCUGGUAAAGAACUGUGUUGACGCUACAACUCGGUAUCAUGGUCAUUUAUUAUUAGCGCAUAUUAUCGAGAAAUUUGCUAUACAUAAAAAAAUUGUUCUUCAAGUAUUUCAUAGCUUAGUAAAAGCCCAUGCUCAAGAAGCAAGAGCUGUGGUGAAACAAGCUUUAGAAAUUUUAACACCAGCAAUGCCGUUCCGUAUGGAAGAUGGCAAUACAAUGUUAAUACAUUGGACGAAGAAAAUUAUUGUUGAAGAAGGUCAUAGUGUCCAACAGCUCUAUCAUAUUUUACAGCUCGUUGUUCGUCAUUAUAAAGUUUAUUACCCGGUGCGUCAUCAUUUGAUACAAUACAUCGUGAAUUCAAUUAACAGACUUGGAUUUAGUCAAACUUCAACAUUGGAACAUAAAAAAUUAGCUGUGGAAUUAGCUGAAGUUAUUGUGAAAUGGGAACUUCAACGAUUGAAAGAUGAUGAAGUCGAUGAUCUCGUACAGCAGGAUAAAAAGAGAGUUGCACUUACUGGACCUAAUCAACAACCGAUACCAGCCUCAACUCAAGCUGGCACUACUACUUCAACAAACAUUUUAAACACACCAGGUCAACCUCCUCAAUCUACCACCCCCUCGCCGAAAAUAGAUGCAGACGCUCGUAAACCUAUCAAAUCCAAGGAUGCAGAUGCUGUAAUUAAUUUCUUACUUCGUUUAGCUUGUCAAGUGAAUGAAUCCACGAAUAGUGCGAUACCAAUUCAACAAGCUGGUGGAGCUGGAACACCCGGUGAAAUGUUAUCAAAACGUUGUGUUACCUUAUUAAAAACUGCCCUUAAACCUGAAUUAUGGCCACAAAAAUGUGAUUUAAAACUUGAUGAAUGGUUUAAUAAAGUUUUCCUUACUGUAGAUGGGCGUGAUCCAAAUUACGCGAAUAUUUCCACUGCAUUAGAACUCUUAAAUUUCCUUCUAAGUGUUAUGAAACAUGAACAAAUUUUAAAUAAUUUUGUACAUUUACAAACAGGACUCAGUGCGUGUUUGUAUACAAAAGAAACAAAAAUUAUUAGUUUAGUCCACAAUUUGUUAUCGAAAUUAGUUUCAAUGUUUCCGGUUGAUUUAUCUGGAGCGAAUUUUGGUUGCCAAUACGAACAAUUACGUGUUUUAUAUUGUAAUGUGGGUACUAUGAUCUCAGAUGGAUUACGUAAUUAUGAAGAAGAUCCAAAACCUGUUCCAUCUUCGUUAUUUGGACCUUUAAUGAUAUUAAAAGCAUGUUGUACCAAAAAUCCUGCCGGUAUAGAUAAAAUAAUCACAGCUUUCAUGAAAGUUUUACAAAAAAUGACUAAAGAACAUUUAAGUUCGACAUCGUCUAAUGAUAAUUCCGGUCCAGAUAAAUUAGCAUCGGAGCUUUUAAUAUUAAGUUUGGACUUAGUAAAAACUCGAGUCGUGGUUAUGAGUGUCGAACAACGGAAAACAUUUAUUGGAACAAUUUUAGUUGGUUUGAUCGAAAAAACUCAAGAUAUUAAAGUUAUGCGUGCGAUUACUCGAAUGUUAGAAGAAUGGAUUAAAUGUCGAAAUUCAAUAACGUUACAACAAGCUCCAAGUUUACGUGAAAAAAGUAUUUUACUCGUGAAAUUAAUGCAGUAUGUUGAAAAACGUUUUCCCGAUGAUAUUGAGCUAAAUACGCAAUUUUUGGAGCUAGUAAAUUAUGUAUAUAGUGAUGAACAUUUAAAAACUACGGAAUUAAGUAUGAAACUUCAACCGGCAUUUAUGAGUGGUUUACGAUGUACCGUUCAACCAGCAAUUCGUGCGAAAUUCUUCCAAGUUUUGGAUGCAUCAAUGCGUAGACGAUUAAUUGAUCGUUUAUUAUACAUUGUAUGCUCCCAAAGUUGGGAUGCAAUUGGACCCCAUUAUUGGUUAAAACAAUGUAUUGAAUUGUUACUAGUCACAGCUGUUUCGAGCAAACCAAUACAGAUGGCACCAAAUAGUUGUUUAUUACCGAGUGUGGAAGCUGUUUUACGAAAUACGGAUUCGAAAGUGAAAGAUAAAGUUUUUGAAUUUAUACAGAAAGAUCCUGUUAUUUGUGCCCAACAACAACAAAGCUUAUCAACAACGGAUACUUCAGGAGGUACGCCGCAAAAAUCGAAACCAGAUCGAAUACAAACAAUUGAACAACAUGUGAAUCAACAAGCAGAUUAUUUAAGUAAAGCUCGAGAAGUUGAAACGGGACAGUUUUUACAAGCUGCGGCACAGUUAUGUCAUAUGGAUACACAACUAGCUGAACGAGUUUGGCUGGAUAUGUUCCCAAGAUUAUGGUCAAUAUUAUAUUCAAAUCAACAUACAAUGCUAAUACCGGAAAUUGUUUCAUUUGUGUCAUCUGGUACGCAUGUCAUUCAAAAAGAUUGUCAUCCGAGCGCUAUGACAACAUUCUUGGAAGCAUUGUCCCAAUGUACACCCACAAUUCCAAUAAAACCAGCAGCGAUGAAAUAUUUAGGUAAAUCGCAUAAUUUAUGGCAUCGUAUGACCUUAAAUUUGGAACAAAUGGCAUUCGAUCAAAAUGCAUCGACGCAAGUGCAAAAACAAAAAAGGGACGCGAAUAUGGAUUGUUAUGACUUCGAAUCGGAUCAGAUUAGUCCACAAGCUGAAAUAAUGGAUUCGUUAAGUGAUAUGUAUGCGUUGUUAAGUGAAGAUGAUAUGUGGUCUGGAUUGUGGCAACGACAUGCGAAAUUCCGUGAAACGAUUAUUGCAAUUUCAUUCGAGCAACAUGGAUUUUUUGAACAAGCACAAGGUGCAUAUGAAGUUGCUAUGAGUCGAUACAAACAAGAUACGAAUGUUAGCCAAAAAGAAGUUUUAUUAUGGGAACAACGUUGGAUUCGUUGUGCCAAAGAAUUAAAUCAAUGGGAUUUGUUACUAGAGUAUGGUGUAUCGAAACAUGAACGAAAUUCAUUUUUAAUAUUGGAAAGUUCAUGGCGUGUACCAAAUUGGACUGCGAUGAAAGAAGCCUUAGCACAAGUGGAGUAUAGUUGUCCGAAAGAAAUGGCAUGGAAAGUGAAUUUAUAUCGUGGUUUUCUUGGUAUUUGCAACACGGAAGAACGCCAUUUACAAGUUGUAGAUCGUUGCGUGGAAUUAGCAUCCGGAUUGUGUAUGCGCGAAUGGAGACGUCUUCCAAAGAUUGUUAGUCAUGCACAUUUACCACUAUUACAAGCUGCGCAACAGAUUAUGGAAUUGCAAGAAGCAGCUGCACAAAUAUAUCAACGAUUAGUUCAACCAUCCCCCGGAUUACGGGAACCAUAUGAUGACAUGAAAGCGAUCGUAAAAACAUGGAAGAACCGUUUACCCGUAAUAUCAGAUGACCUGUCCCAUUGGUCAGACAUAUUCACAUGGCGUCAACAUCACUAUCAAUUUAUUGCAAAAUACUACGAUAACGGAUCCGCGGCUCAAGGUGAAGGUACCAUUUCUACACGUAAUCCCGCCAUGUUGGGAAUCCAUGCAAGCGCUCAAGCCAUCAUACAUUUUGCAAAAAUCGCACGUAAACAUAAUUUAACCGGCGUAUGUUUAGAAUCGUUAUCCCGUAUUUAUACAAUUCCCUUGGUACCUGUUGGUGAUAUUUUCGAAAAGUUCUGUCAACACGUUAAAUGUUAUUUACAAAUGGCGGCUGUAGAUAAUGCAAAAGCAUCACUCGAAGAAGGUUAUAAAGUUGUGGAAACAACGAAUUUAUCAACAUUUACGGAUAUGAUGAAAGCGGAAUAUUAUGCAAUGAAAGGUUUAUUCUUAGCACAACUUGGAAAAUCGGACGAAGCGAAUAAAGCAUUUUCCGCAGCGGUACAAAUUAAUGAUACAGAUGUUAAAGCGUGGGCAUUAUGGGGUGAUUAUUUAGAAGCUUUAUUUACUCGCGAUCGUACAAACAUACAAACUGGUGUAUCGGCAAUCACUUGUUUCUUACAUACAUGUCGUACACACCGGGAAGUUACUCCUGAAUCUAAAUCUCGAAAAUAUUUAGCGAAAGUUUUAUGGUUACUAACUUACGAUGAUGAUAAAUCAAGUUUAAUGGAAGCGCUAGAGAAGUAUAGUAAUGGUGUACCUGCUUUACACUGGCUACCAUGGACUCCUCAAUUAGUUAGUUGUUUGGUACAAUAUCCUGGUGAAGUGAUCUUCAAUUUACUAACACAAGUUGCAAGAGUAUUUCCACAAGCUGUAUAUUUACCAAUGCGUACGCUAUACUUAACGAUUAAAAUUGAACAACGUGUGGGCCAUAAAACUAAAAUGGGUGUUGUUACGACUUCCGCAAGUAGUGGUGAUAACAACACAUCAGCAAAUGCGGCGAAUACAGCUGGUCAAAAUUCUGAUUUGAGUGGUUCAAUUAGGGCGAACCCACCAUUAUUGCGAUGUACAAAUUUGUUACGUAUUGUAAGAGAUAUACAUCCAAUAGUGUUACAAAGUCUUGAAGGUUUUGUGGAAGAGAUGAGUUGGUUUAGAGAAACCUGGUACGAAGAAGUUUUACGCCAGUUACGUCAAUGUUUAGCUAAAUGUUAUGCUGUAGCAUUCGAAAAUCGUUCGAAUGUAAACGAAGCGAAAAUCACACCACAUAUAUCAAAUUUUGUUCAUAAAUUGGUGACAACAUUUGGCACCGGUAUUGAAAAUAUUGCGAAUUCAGCACAUGAAAUUAGUUCGUUAGCAUCAGAGAGUCUAGCAAGACGUAUAAAGGCUACAACAGAAGAUCCAGUGUUUCAAAAAAUCAAAACACAAUUCACUCAAGAUUUUGAUUCGUCACAUUUGACUACCAUGAAAUUACACAAUUUAAUCAAUAAAUUGAAGAAAUGGGUGAAAAUUUUAGAAAGUAAAACGAAAGUUUUACCAAGAUCAUUAUUAAUAGAAGAAAAAUGCCGAUUUUUAUCAAACUUCAGUCUAAAAACCGCUGAAGUAGAAUUACCUGGUGAAUUUUUAUUACCAAAACAUCCACACUACUUCGUUCGAAUCGCACGAUUCAUGCCAAAAGCGGAUAUUGUACAAAAACAUAAUACAGCCGCACGACGUUUAUACAUACGUGGUCAUAAUGGAAAAAUCUACCCAUAUUUGGUCGUAAUCGAUGGUAUUGGCGAUGGUAGACGUGAAGAACGUGUACUACAAUUAUUACGAAUGUUAAAUCAUUAUUUGUGUAAACAAAAAGAAACCUCAAAACGUUUCUUACAUUACACGGUACCACGAGUGGUUGCUGUUUCACCUCAAAUACGUUUAGUUGAAGAUAAUCCAGCGUCUAUUUCAUUGUUGGAUAUCUUUAAAAAUGGUUGUGCUAAAUUGAACAUUGAUUAUUGUGCACCGAUUACCAUGUAUUAUGAGCGAUUGGCGAAUGCUCAACAGCGGGGCCAACAGGCGAGUCAUCCAAUGCUACGUGACAUUUUAAAAUCUGUACAAUCAAAUAUGGUACCAAAAACAAUGCUUAAAAAUUGGGCAUUACAAACAUUCCCGUCCGCUACAGAUUAUUGGACAUUUAGAAAAAUGUUCACUCUACAAUUAGCUCUCGCAUGUUUUGGUGAAUACGUUCUGCAUUUAACACGGUUAAAUCCUGACAUGAUGUAUCUCCAUCAAGAUAGUGGACUCAUCAACAUUUCCUAUUUCAAAUUCGAUGUGGACGAUCAUACGGGCGAAUUAGAUACGAAUCGUCCAGUACCGUUCCGCUUAACACCAAAUAUUAUUGAAUUUUUAACAUGCAUUGGUGUGAGUGGACCUUUAACAGCCAGUAUGAUUGCGGCAGCUCGUUGCUUGGUACAACCGAAUUUUAAAGUACAAUCAAUAUUGCGUGCAAUAUUAAAAGAUGAAAUGAUUGCCGGGCACAAGAAGAAAUUAAAUAUCGCUGCGGCAGCGGCAGCAGCUGCUGCGGCCGCCAAUGCAUCGUCAGGUGGUGUAAUGGAUAAUACAGUAACGGCAAAUCUUCAACAACAAGAAUCCGAUACGGAUCAUUUAAUAAAUAUGGUUAAUAAAGCUGUGAAUGUGAUUGCAAGUCGAUUGAAUGGCUUGGCGAAUUUUGAUGUUAAUGAUUCAAAGGUGAGCACAUUAGUGGUAUGUGCUAGCAGUGCUGAUAAUUUAUGUCGAAUGGAUCCAGCUUGGCAUCCGUGGCUAUAAAUGAAAAUAGCUACAAAGAGUAUUAAAAAGUGUGUAAUACAUAAUUAUGUGUGUUUUGAUGUGGUGUUUUAGAUACAGGGUGAUCAAGUAAGGAUAUCGUUACUCAAAACUGAUCAUAUUCUUUUUUUUACUUUU
Chrysoperla carnea is the source of this 12299-nucleotide messenger RNA. It is a transcript of the gene Nipped-A, whose product is annotated as transcription-associated protein 1. Gene Ontology annotation, biological process: regulation of DNA-templated transcription; DNA repair. Gene Ontology annotation, cellular component: NuA4 histone acetyltransferase complex; SAGA complex; nucleus. The record is from RefSeq and is a predicted model, not a curated record. Lineage: Eukaryota; Metazoa; Arthropoda; Insecta; Neuroptera; Chrysopidae. The transcript has 18 exons. The coding region runs from base 42 to 12164 and encodes 4040 amino acids. Gene Ontology annotation, molecular function: protein binding; transcription coregulator activity.